Lates calcarifer (barramundi perch) is the source of this 1323-nucleotide messenger RNA. RefSeq names its product TatD DNase domain containing 3 (gene tatdn3). The coding region runs from base 132 to 1019 and encodes 295 amino acids. Lineage: Eukaryota; Metazoa; Chordata; Actinopteri; Centropomidae. Gene Ontology annotation, molecular function: hydrolase activity, acting on ester bonds. The transcript is spliced from 11 exons. The record is from RefSeq and is a predicted model, not a curated record.
AACACCUCGAGCAUCACGGAAGUGUUCCGCGCGGCGUUAGCUAUGCUUCGAAAGAUAAAUUUAGCAAAUAUCGUUGUUUUUCCGCAUUGUUUGCGCUUUUAGCCGUUAUUAGAUUAUUACUUAGAUUUUCAAUGGACUCUGGCUUCGUUGACUGUCACUGUCACAUAUCAGCCCGUGAAUUUGAAGAGGAUCUGGAGGUUGUGAUCCAGAGGACCAGAGAGGCCGGGGUAAAGACUCUGGUUGCAGUUACAGAAGAGGUCGGGGAAUUCAACAGAGUUCUCCAGCUGCAACACCGCUAUCCAGAUCUGGUGGCUCCAUGUUUUGGCAUCCAUCCGCUGCAGGGCGGUGGGGGGCCUGAGCAGCGCAGCGUGAAGCCUCAGGACCUGGAUGCUGCCCUGCCAUUGUUCUACAAACACAGAGAACGCCUCGUUGCUAUUGGAGAGAUUGGCUUAGACUUCACACCGUGGUGCGCUCCCACUCAGCAGGACAGAGACGACCAAUCAACCGUCUUCAUUAAACAGCUCAACGUCGCCAAGGAGCUGGACCUACCUGUGAACGUCCACUCACGAUCAGCUGCUAGAGUCACCAUAGAAACCCUGAGAGAACGAGGUAUCAGUCGCGCUCUGCUUCAUAACUUUGCCGGGAAGCCGUCGGUCGCUCUGGAGGGUGUGAAGGCCGGUUACCUCUUCUCCUUUCCCCCUGCUGUCUGCAGGAACCAACAGAGAGACAAACUGAUCAAGCAGCUCCCACUGGAGCACAUCUGUCUGGAGACCGACUCUCCUGCACUGGGGCUCGACAAGCACGUGAGGAAUGAGCCCGCUAACAUCGCUCUGUCCUGCCGGUACAUCGCUGACGUCAAAGGUCUGUCACCGCAGACUGUUCAGCUCGUCACGGCGCAGAACGCUCGCAGACUCUUCCCCAAGGCCGACAGCCGAAUGAAAUCACCUGUGGGCUCAGACUCCUUCACCUGCACCUUGCACCUCCUGCAGCAGACUCCCACUGGGUCAAACCCUGAUUAGGAUUAGAGCAGAUAAUGGCCUGAGCAUAUGGACGGGCUAAUUACAGGAGGACCAAGCAUCAGCGUUACAGAGCUGACGGUUAGUCCAGGAGUUCACAUCUAUCAACAACUGUCACAUCAUUUAUUUGAUUGUUCUACGUCAACAUCUUUCAUUAAAUCAGCUCUUAUAGAAAUGAUAAAUGUGUGUAAGCUGAUUAAACACACAUUUAAUGUGCACUGCUCCUUAAUGUUUAAUAUUGCUGUUGUAUUUGAUAAUAGUUGUCUCAUUAAAUUACUACAUUUGUUAAUAAAUAGUGUUUUCAUCA